ACCAGUUUGCUGCAGGCUGCAGAGCUGGAAAACUUAACAAAUAUCAACAAGUUGAUGGUUUUGUGAUUGUUGUUUUUUUUCUGUGGAAGCCGAAUUGAAAGUCUGGUGUGAAAACUGUCCCGACUGUCACCCGAAGAGGUUUUUCCCGGGGUUAAUGGGAGGUUUAUUGUAGUUUUCUUUACUAUCUGUUAAACUUUAUGGACAUACUGUUCACACCCCGGUUUGUUCAACCGCUUCCUGCUCGGUCUGGUCAUUUAACAGUGUGACACCCUGCCACCACCUGCAUAAUGAACUCAAACCACUGAAGUCAUUUGCAGAAAAUCUCACAUAAGCCUAAAUGGCCUCUAUGGAUAGAAAACAUGAGGUUUGCAGCCCCUUCAUUCCACGACGUAACGCAGUGAGGAAAACAAGUGCAGAAAUUGUCAGUGAAGCCAGACGGUCCCUGCGAGUCCACUCCACUCAGCGACCAUUUACUCCCAGAGAUGGACACAGGCAGCUUUUUGGAAAAAGCACUGUUUGUGCUGACCGCGAGGGCAGACCUCCAUCUACCUUUAGUCUUCAUGCUCAAAAUUUUGAUGCACCUGACUCGAGGCCAGGUUCAGGGACACGCCUCUCUCCUUUAGACCAUAAGCCAAAGUUUCCAGUCCUCUGUGAUGUUGAGGAUCCCUUCAAGGCCUUUCCUAAAACCCCCAGUGCCCCACUGGAAGUGAAGAAGGGGGUGCGAGGGACGCGGGCACGCCUCCUCAGGGCUGGAUCUCUCACCACGUUGUCUCCUGUAGAGGGACACAAAGACAUGAAAGAACGAUUAAAUCCAGGCCCAGCACAAAAGCAGCUGUCAGCUAAACGACUCCCCAGUACAGACCACACCGAGGUCCGCAGUGGUCCCCACAAACCAGGCCUACGCAGAACAGCAAGUGAAAGUAGAAUAAAGCAGCCCGGUGUUGACUCAGGCGUUAGACUCACAGAGAGCACAGCAGGACGGAGAACAGAGCAGGGGAACGGAGUCAACACAACAAGCACAGUGGACGAUGCAGAGUCAUUGGUGUGGAAUAAUAUGAUUGUGCCUCGUCUCCAACAACUAGAGAGUGUGGCUGCAGCGAUGCCAGGCAGCUCUGAGGGCUCGGUGGACCGACUGUGUGAUUUGUGUGACGGUCUCCAUGGCACCUUGGCAGAAGCGGACAUGCUCGGCCGACGCUGUAAGAGGAGGUCAGGGAUACUUCGAACACUGUUCCGCCUCGUCGACCUCAACUCUGCCCAGCUCAACCUGCACAUCGCCAAGCUCUGCCUUGCUCUGUGUGUCAGUGGAAACAACCUGCUCAACAUCUGUAAGCUCAUCUUCCAGAUCAGCCGCAGUGAAAGCAACGACAUCCUCUUCCAGAACAACUCUCAUACUAUCAUAGACUCAUUUCUGGGCAUUUUGAACAACAAGGAUGUGUCCUCAUCUGGAGAAGCUCUGCUGUACUGUGUUGGGACUCUGAAAUUUCUCUCAGGAAACAGUGCAAUCCUCAGACUCCUGCUAGACAAGAACUGUGUCGGUGUGGCUCAGAAACUCAUCCAGAGGCUCUGCACAGCUGAAGACACCAACUUCACAAUAGUGGGGCACGUCCUUGUACAGCUGACAGCAACCUUGAGGAACCUUGCAGAUCACCCUGAUUCCCGUCCACUCUUCAUCUCCUUCUCUAUACUGUCAGAGCUCUGUGUGGUGCUGCGUCAUCACCGCAGAGACCCGGACAUCUGCACCAACAUUUCCAGAAUAUACAGUAAACUCUCCUCUUACUCGGAGUGCCGCCUCGCUCUGGCCCAGACCCCCAACUGCUACCAACUAUUUUUAGAACUGCUGAACAAACAUCACCAAAAACAGGACCUCGUUGUGCGCCUUCUUUUCACCCUCGGGAACCUCACGGCCAAAAGCGACGAGGCUCGAUGGCAGCUCUUUCAGUGCGAGGGCUGCAUGGACACACUGCUGCAGCUGUACGACGCCUACCAGCGUAGAGACAGCUCACCACACACACAACCACAGAAAGGUCCCCCUUCCCACAGCGAGUCUCAGGCCCCUCCAGUGAAAGUGCUGCAGGACGAGGACGUGCUGGUAAAGCUGGUCAGGGUGCUGGCAAACAUGUGCAUCCACCCGGCUGUAGGUCCAGCUCUGGCAACCCACACAGCCUGCAUUCAGCUGCUGAUGGAGACACUUGAGCUGAGGUGUGUGCAGGAAAGCGAGGAGCUAUUGGUGAAUGUGGCUGCCACCAUCAACAACCUGUCCUUCUACCAGGAGGAGAGCUCUGUAUUCAGACGCAGUCAACUCACCAUGGCAAAGUUGAUGUUGAAGUUGGUGCUCUGCUCCAGCAUGGACGCCAUGCUUGAGGCCACCUGUGCAUAUGGAAAUUUGUCACAGUCCAAGGAUGUACGGGACUUUAUCAUGCAAAAUAACGUGCACCAGUUUGUAGUGACACUGCUCGACUCAAAAAGCACUGAGAUGUGUAUUUCAGCCUGCGGGGUCCUCACCAACCUGGCUCAGGACCCUCCCAACAGGGCCAGUCUCUCAGUGGAGGGGGCUAUUGCCAAGCUUGUGGACUGUCUGAGAGACUUCGGACCAGGUGAUUGGCAGCUGGUGGGCCAGGUUUGUCAGGCGUUGUGGAACAUGAUCAGCGGUGGCUCAGAGAAGCUGCUGGACACACAGGAGAGAGAGUCACUGCUGGAGAUCCUCACCAUAUACUUAGAUGAAGAGGAGGCUCUGAAGUGGAUAGAGAAUGAAGACAUGAGGGACUUCCACAGGGCAUGCUGGGAGUUAGAGUUCCUUCCCGUCGCUCACAAACUGAUGAAGACGCUCCAGCCUCCGGACCAGACAGCCUGACAAAAUGGGACAAGGAGUUAAGAGUUUCAUGUUAUCAUAGAAACCGUAGCACUGUUUUAAACUCCUAAAUACUUAACCCAGAGUCCACAUAAUAACUGUUAAACACUAACCUCCAGUGGCUGUAAACGUCUGCAGUUUCUUUUUCAAGGGGGAAGCAGGUGAUGCCUUCAUUUCUGGGUACUUUCACAUUUACAGGGAUAAUUUAAUACAAGCUCUUUGCACAUUUAUGUAACAGACUUGAUCUGCUUUGUAAGCUCGCCGUGUUGUAAAAGGCUCUUUUAUGAGAAUGUAGUUUUGAAAACAGAUGACUGACCUAGAAUAAGUAAAUCGUUUAUUGUCUGGUGAUUGUGUGACAUUGGAACUUGUACAUAAUAAAGUAGGUGGAAAAACAUUCUUGCUUCUCAAAGCCUUUAUUAUUACACAGAUAUGGGGCCAGGCAGUGCUUACAAGUAACAGCAAGUAGCCUUCAGUACAGCAUUUCAAAACCACAUCGUUAUUACAUCGAAACAAAUCCAAAACAGCGCUUAAUGUAUAAAAAAAAAAAAAACUGUUGUAAGUUCCUCCAGUUUUCACAAUAUUGACUGUAAAACAACCACAAGACAAGCUGAUGUUUUCAAAAACCCUAAACAAUUCAUUAGCCAAAGCUAAUAACAAACGUUGUUCUCUACAUAGAUGUUCUCAGGUUGAUAUGAAGGACAGUUGGCCGGCUGAUAUCAAGCCUCCUUAACUGAAGUGUCCUAUUCCACGUGUAGUCUGUGAAUGCCACCGAAAUGUGAAGGCAGCUCUGCCAGUGGAGUU
Messenger RNA from Anarrhichthys ocellatus (wolf-eel), 3649 nucleotides. RefSeq names its product armadillo repeat containing 2 (gene armc2). The coding region runs from base 338 to 2851 and encodes 837 amino acids. Gene Ontology annotation, biological process: sperm axoneme assembly; cilium organization. The record is from RefSeq and is a predicted model, not a curated record. Lineage: Eukaryota; Metazoa; Chordata; Actinopteri; Perciformes; Anarhichadidae. Gene Ontology annotation, molecular function: protein binding. The transcript has 18 exons.